Messenger RNA from Punctularia strigosozonata HHB-11173 SS5, 2747 nucleotides. Its product is annotated as kinesin-domain-containing protein. The transcript is spliced from 9 exons. NCBI's taxonomy places the organism in Eukaryota, Fungi, Basidiomycota, Agaricomycetes, Corticiales, Punctulariaceae. Gene Ontology annotation, molecular function: microtubule binding; microtubule motor activity; ATP binding. The coding region runs from base 6 to 2543 and encodes 845 amino acids. Gene Ontology annotation, biological process: microtubule-based movement. The record is from RefSeq and is a predicted model, not a curated record.
CGACGAUGAAGCCUAACCGCACGUUGGCAACGCCUAUCAAGCGACCUUUGUCUGCUUCCAACUCGACGGAUAAUGCGUCGAGGCCGUCAAGCGUACUCGGGUCGGCCAAGAAAUACAAGGCUGCAGUUUCGUCAGAGUCAAGGACACGCCUAAACGCAAAGCCGAGGCCUCUGUCUCUUGCACCGGGAACGCCAUCGCGACCCCGUCAUGGGUCGGCUUCACCUCGUCCGAAGACGCCUACUACUCCAAGGUCCAGAGAAACAGACAGCCCACUGCUGCGCCCAGUGAGCGCCAUGGAUGUUAGUAGAGUGGAUCCAGAAGCAGCGCUAGUCGACUUUGAAAGCCUUGAGCCAGGCGAUAUAUCUGCCGAAAUCGACGAGUCGCAGUUACCUGCCGCCGACCAUGGUAGCAAGGACAAAGUACUUGUCUCCGUUCGCAUUCGACCAACUUCUGGCGCUUCAGCCUGGACCGCAACCCCAGGCACCUCAACCCAGGCCAAGUCCAUCAAGCUACUACCACAGCACGUCAAAUCAUCAUCAUCAUCCCCCCCUGAAUUCCACUUCGACGAGAUCCUACAAGGCUCUGCCAACAAACCGGUGUACAACGCGGUCGCGCGCUCACAUGUGCACGCGGCUAUGGAAGGCUUCAAUUCCGUGGUCUUCGCGUACGGUCAGACAGCGUCCGGGAAAACCUUCACUUUGAGCGGGAACGACGAUGAACCUGGUAUCAUCCCACGCGCCAUGAAGGACAUCUUCGCCUUCAUCCGUCGCACCCCAACUCGCGAAUACCUGCUUCGGUGCUCUUACCUCGAGAUUUACAAUGAGGCCAUCCAUGAUCUGCUCGCUCCGCCUUCGUCACCUUCCCAGGUACAGAUACAGGGUACCGGGGCCAACAUCUGGCUUGCCCCGCUCCGGGAGGAAGUGGUCACUAGUCUGAAGGAGAUGCGGGAGGUCAUCAAGCGUGGAGAAGGCAACCGCCGAACUGCAACAACGGACUGGAAUGAACGGAGUAGCCGGAGUCACUCUGUCUUCCGGGUAGUAAUCGAGAGCCGCGAACGUGGCGAGGGUCUCAAUUCAAGUUCAACCAGUGGCAGGCAGACACCUGGUCCCUGUCCCCCAACUCCAGGCGGACCACGGUUGCAAGCAAUAGGAGGAAGGAGCGUACAAACAAGUACAUUGAGCCUCAUCGAUUUGGCUGGCUCGGAGAAAGCCACCUCGGACAAAGAUCGUACAAGAGAAGGCAAGUACAUCAACACCAGUCUCUUGACACUCGGAUCUGUUAUAUCGACUCUCGCUGACAACGCCGCCAAGGGGAAAUCUGACUACGUACCGUUCCGGAACUCGAAGCUCACCCGACUGCUCCAGCCAUCUUUAUCUGGUGAUGCACGUAUAUCCGUCAUCUGCACGUUAUCACCAGACGCGACUCACGUCCCCGAAACGACAAACACGCUCCUGUUCGCUCAGCGAAUCAAGAAGGUCGUGCUGAGCGCCAAGAAGAAUGAAGUAGUGGAUACUGACGCCCUUAUCGAGCGAUACCGACUGGAGAUCGAGGACCUCAAGCGCAGGCUGUCUGACAGAGAGCGGGAAGCUCCCGUCAAAUCUCGUCGUCUCUCUGCCCAAGAGCAACACGACGAGUCCAAAGCCAUGAGGGAUCUUAACGCACGCAUCAAGCAGCUGACCAAGUUGAUCUUGACUAGUCAGACCGUCGAUGAGACGCAGGGCGACAAGUCGCGCCCCGCAAGUCCGACUAAGGUUGACUUCGACAUGUCACCAUAUCAGUUGCAACAAGAACUUCUGUCUGCGAGACGAGAACUCGAGACCCAGGCGACACAGAUCCUUUCCCUUGAGGCUGCACUCAUGGCACGGCCGCCCUUGCCCGCCGACGCUCCGGAGAGCGAGAAGGACAAGUUGAUCGUUGAUCAGGCCAAGACGAUCAAGGAGCUUGAGAUCGUUGUCCGCGGGUACGAGAGCAAUCUUGGCGAACCACUGCGUCAAGUGCGCGAAGACGUCGAGCGAGAGUGGAGUGCGAAGCUGGAGAGGGAGACUAGGAAACGCGAAGAGAAGGAAGCUUGGGCAGAAGAACUGAUCAAGCAGCUGGACAAAGAGAAGAAGAUGAGGCUCAAGCUGGAGAACGAACGAUCCGCGCUUCAAGCCUUCGUGACGAAGUUUGACGCCCUUGGCUUGGGAGGACUGGGCCUUUCGCAGCCGUCUGUGCCGUCGAAACUCAAGCCACCGAAGCCCACCCCUGGUGGCGCUGCCAGGGCGUUCGCGGAGAGGCAAAACGGUCGAGGUGGACGAUUAGGUCUAGGCCUCGGCGGCAUAGAAGAAGUUGACGCCAAUGACUCGCCCAUCAAGAUUGACAUGACGGGCCAAAGCAUGGCCAUGGCGGACGGACCCAGCCUAUUGCACGAGGACCCUCGUUGGGACCUCUCAUUCGGCGGCGACGGGGAAGACAGCUUCGAGGUGGAACAAGCGCUGUUGGGUCCAAGCAGCGACAAGUGCCGAUCAGACAUCCUCGACGAGAAGGAGAAUUUGCCGAUAUAAUCACAAUGUGCUACCAAAUUCUGGACGGAAUAUUCGUUGUCGCUGGAUGCUCAACUCUUGCUUUUGCGCUUGCUCUGUGUUGUCGUCGCAUUUUAUUCUUGUAACACUGCUCAUCUGCAUAUACAUCAUAUUUACUGCAGACGGGAUAUACGGACCAUAUCGCUCACGGCUGUUCGAGGCCAUCGCUGCGGUAGCUCGUGAAUG